AUGGCUCAUAAAAGGGAUCGCCUCGAUGUUCUAUGCGGGCCCUGUAAGAUGGAGCGAAUGAGUGUCGGAGCCACACUAUUGUGUGUUACUUGUAAAGAACCAUUCUGUAACAACUGUACUAAACUUCAUCGUGCCCAACCCUGGGCCAUGAAACACUCAUAUAUGUCAGUUACUGACGAGACCAAGGAAAGUGUCAAGUCUGUGCUCUCCUCCCAGGUCAGUGCUAUAAAACAGAAGGCUAAGAGCAAGAGAAAUCUUUGGAACCAGGAUGAGGCAGACAAGUCGUCUUAUCUGGAAGACCUCCAACAACAGCAUGACCAUAAUCAGAUGGAGCUAGAGAACGAACUGUUCUGUGAACAACACCAGGUCAUUCUUUGUGACCUAUGUAAAGCUAAAGAUCACAAGAAUUGUGUCAAUAUCUCUCCUAUAGCUGAUGUUGCCAGCUCUAAAAAGAGCUCGCGAGAGAUGAUUGAUCUUAUAGCAGCGCUUAGGAAAUACCGUAAGUUCGCAGACAUCAUGUACCAAGAUCGUGUUAAAGAAUCAGAUAUCUUAGAGAAAAAACGGGACGUAAUUUUACAGCAACUAAGAAAAAGAUCGAAUGAAAAGACGAGUAAUGCUGACGAAGAAAUAUUGACAGACUUCGAAAGUAUGCAUGCAAAUAAUACAAAGAAGCUUUCAAAAGAAAAAGAAAGACUUACAAAUCUUAUAAAAAUGACGACAGCGGAUGCCGAGGAAAUGAGAGCACUGUUCCGAGAUGAGUCCAACACAUCCCCGGCACAGUUUAUGAAGGUCUAUAUUAGGAUCAGUAACAAAAGAUCGGUCUAUGAACGAUUCCUCCGGGAAAUCUACAACGAUAUCCAAAACCACGACUAUGAACUGACACUGCCACAUGCUGAUAAUGAUGAAACUACUGGUCACGUCAAGCAGGUACCCACAUACUUUCGGUUGCCGCCCUUUCUAGUUUUUGAGAUGAAUGGGAGAGUACGUGCGAAAGUUCAAGCCGUCUCUAAAUUUGCGGGUAUGCUGGCUAUGCAGAGAGCAGAAAAAACCUUGCCAUCGACUAGUAGUGAUCCGUCGUCGACUGCAGGGAGACCAGAUUCUUUCAGGUCUGUACAUCUUUCUAGAUCUGGUUCAAAUUCCUCUUCAACUUCGUCUCGGUCUUCGGGCACAAACGGAAGUAUAGGUGUAGCUGAACCUCUAAGACUACCAUCACCUCCCCCCGAACGCGCUCAUAGCGUAAAUACUUUUGUUCCCUAUUCUUACGACUCGCAACAAGCGUUUUUCAUAACGGCAAUUGGUUGUUUGCCUUCUGGUGAUUUAGCUAUCAUCGAUAGGUGUGCCUCGGAACUGAAGGUACACAACAAGAAAUUAAGAGCGUCCACUUGUUACACAUUUCAAACAUUGCCUUGGGAUCUAGCUGUUUUACCCGAUUUACAUUUUGCUGUCACCCUUCCUGGAGAGAAAAUUGUCAAAAUCUUGAAAAUGGUCACCGUUAUGAAGGAAGACAAAAACAGAAAAAAUACACACGCUGACAGCGAAAACCAACCUAAGAAGGUACCCACAAAUGAACUUGUCUAUGUGAAAGACGUUCCGUGCACUGGAGAGUGUUGGGGUGUGGUUUAUUGUGAUGAAAACCUAUAUGUCACGUGUGAUCCAUGGUUGGGUGAUCCGUACAUAUUAAAACUUAGUCUUGAAGAUGAUUCGAAAAAGGGGACAGUGCUUCCUGUGAAGGGUGUAGGACUUACAGCCCCACAACACAUCUCUUGCAACAGCAUGUACACGGAACUCUAUGUCACUGAUUCUGCCUUACACUGUGUCAUUGCUUUGGGGAGAGAUGGCAAAUUGAAAUUCGUCUACAGAGCACGUGACCUUGGUUGUCCGACAGGAAUAUCAGUCGACAGAUCCGGAAACAUAUUUGUUUGCGCAAAGGAAACGUCCAAUGUUCAUAGAAUUGUACCGGGAGGAAAUGAAGGGUGUCCGAUUCUCGCCGGAAAUGACGGAGUUGUUAAACCACGCGGAAUAUGUUACAGCCCAAUCAACGGUAAUCUAUACAUCGCCAAUAAUAACACGUUGAAGAUUAAGGCAUACACAGUGUAA
Ylistrum balloti is the source of this 2097-nucleotide messenger RNA. RefSeq lists its product as uncharacterized. Bases 1 to 2097 code for a protein of 698 amino acids. Gene Ontology annotation, molecular function: ubiquitin-protein transferase activity. Gene Ontology annotation, cellular component: nucleoplasm; chromatin. The transcript has a single exon. Gene Ontology annotation, biological process: positive regulation of DNA-templated transcription. The record is from RefSeq and is a predicted model, not a curated record. NCBI's taxonomy places the organism in Eukaryota, Metazoa, Mollusca, Bivalvia, Pectinida, Pectinidae.